AUUCUAUCUGUCAAAAAAAAUCAAAAAAUGACAAAUUGACAUAAAAAGAUGUUUUGAAUACAAAACAUGAAAAACUAUAAUUUUUCAUUAUAGUACAUUCGACUUAAUUUCCAGUAAUCAACAUAAUUAUGGCAUUAUCUAAGGCUGCCAACAAUGGGUAAACAGUGGAUUUAUCAUUUAGCAAAAACUGAAUGUGAGGUUAGAUCAAAGUUAGAUCUCAAAAUUAUAAUUAAAUUUGAAUAUCUAUUCAAAUAUGAACAUACGUGAGCACCAGGACGAUGAGGAAUUUCUUUUAGAUGAUGAAAAUGCAUAUCUUAAAAAUUGCGAAACACAACAGAGUUUUAACUGGACCAAUGUAAAUUCAAAUUUGGGUCAUGACUUGAACAAAAAUUAUUUUGAUUCAGAAAAUAUCGCUCCAUUAACAAUGAUUAACGUUGAGGACCAUAAUGACAAUUUAGAAGAUUCGCCCCUAUUAAUUAAUGAUUUUUAUCCCGAUUCUGUAGACGCAGACUUUCAUUGUCACCACUCUUUAACAUCAUCAGAAGAUUCAAAUGCCUGGAAAAAAUUGAGUAGUGCAGCAAUAUUUUGUGGUGUGUUUAUGAUUGGUGAGCUAAUUGGUGGUUACUUAGCAGGCAGUUUAGCAGUGAUGACAGAUGCAGCACAUUUAUUUUCAGAUUUAAUAGGAUUUGUAAUUUCUUUAUUAGCAAUAUGGAUCGGUAAAAGGCCUCCCACGAAAACAAUGACUUUUGGUUUUUAUAGGGGCGAAGUUAUUGGUGCUCUUCUUAGCGUGUUAACAAUUUGGUUAUUAGCGGCAAUUUUAUCGACUUUAGCAAUUAAUAGACUAUAUAAUCCGAAUUUUGAGAUAGACGCAGACACUAUGAUUAUCAUAUCAUCUAUUGGACUGGUAGUGAACAUUAUUAUGGGUGCAAUUCUUCAUGGAGUCUGUCACACACAUUCACAUGGACUAACUCAACAUUCCCAUUCCUCGUCCAAUAUAAAUGUACGCGCUGCGGCUGUGCAUGUCUUGGGCGAUCUUCUUCAAAGCGUAGGGGUUCUACUCGCGGCUAUCAUCAUCAAGUUUGAACCAAGUGCCAAAAUGGCGGAUCCCAUUUGCACUCUUGCCUUUUCAGUGAUAGUAAUUUGUACAACUAUGAGAGUUGGAAUAGAUUCCCUAUGGUUUCUGCUCGAAGGUAGUCCUGUGGAUACUAUGAGAUUGAAGAAUGAGAUUAAGAAAAUUACGGGCAUCAAGCAUGUACAUAGUUUUCACGCUUGGGCUUUGUCGCCUGGGAAAAACAUUGUUACUGUCCAUUUGGCUGUUGAUCAAUUCUGUGAUAGAGACCUCUUACUCAGGAAAGCUGCGUCUACAAUACAAAGCCAAAUAUCAGUUAUAAGUUGUACAAUUCAAGUAGAAGCUUACAACCAUGAGUUGAUAAAUUUAUGUAAUGAAUGUCAAAAUCUUCAGUGGUGAUAUAAAUUAAUAAACAUUUUUCCAUAGUGUCAAUAUUGUAAUUAAUUUUUUUGUUAAAAGUGAUGUUCCUCAUUCCUCUCAGUAUUUUAAGUUUUUACUUUUUUGACUACUUGUUUUUUUUUUGUUGUCUGUUAAAUAAUGUUAAGAGUAAUUUCUUCAUGUUAUUUUUUUAAUUUUGUAUAUUUUUUGAAUCUUGUCAAUUCUUAAAUUGCAUUGAGAAGUGCCUUUUGUAAAACAAUGUUAAAAAAAUUAUAUCUACUAUUUA
Messenger RNA from Psylliodes chrysocephalus, 1733 nucleotides. The record is from the annotation of a GenBank genome assembly. NCBI's taxonomy places the organism in Eukaryota, Metazoa, Arthropoda, Insecta, Coleoptera, Chrysomelidae.